Molecule: messenger RNA, 1023 nt
Organism: Talaromyces amestolkiae
Lineage: Eukaryota; Fungi; Ascomycota; Eurotiomycetes; Eurotiales; Trichocomaceae
Exons: 1
Coding region: 1-1023 (340 amino acids)
Source: RefSeq, a predicted model, not a curated record
AUGUCCACCAAACCGGUUGAAAUCGUCUUUGGGGCGAUUCAGUUCGGUCAAUUUCCAGAGAUUAAGGGCCGCACGCUCCCAUUCACGACUGUUGACCAAGUUCGCCCCAUGUUGGAUGCUUUCCAAGCCCACGGUCACAACAAGGUCGAUACCGCUCGUAUUUACGGGGGUGGAUUCUCAGAAAAGCUCCUGGCUGACGCAGAUUGGCAAUCAAGGGGUUUGCGCGUGGAAACAAAGCUCUAUCCGACCAAGUCACGCCCUCUUGGCCCACAGAAUGUGCCGUAUAGCCACGCGCCGGAGGACCUCAGGGCGGGUCUUGAGGCCAGCCUUGCCGCGUUGCGCACCAACAGUAUUGACACGUUUUACCUGUAUGCUCCCGACAGAACCGUACCCUACUCCGACACUCUUGCGGAAAUAGACCGUCUCCAUCGAGAUGGCCGCUUUACACGCUGGGGGCUAUGCAAUUUCCCAGCGUGGGAAGUAGCUCUGAUCAACGAAAUAUGUGCGAAAACCGGGUACAUUCCGCCCGCCGUCUACCAGGGACCUUAUAAUGCCCUCCUUCGAGUGGUCGAGCCUGAGCUUCUCCCGUGUCUACGCCACUACAACAUGUCCUUCGAGGCUGGUCAUCCCAUUGCGAACGGCCUGUUAACAUCCCGGUAUUAUCGAGAUAUGCCGGACGAUGCUCAUCUUCCGGGCGGACGCUUUGACCCCAGUCAUUAUCUAGGUCGUCAUAUUCGCGGCAAGUAUUGGCACUCAGCCUACUUCGAUGCCUUGGAAGAGAUACAGAAUGGGGCAUCGGUGCAUAACCUGACCGUGCUAGAGUGCGCCUUGCGCUGGUUGCGUUAUCACAGCGGGUUGCGAGGAGAUUAUGGCGAUGCAAUCUGUAUCAGCGCCAGCAACCUCGAACAGCUUGAGGAGCUUCUUGCUGACCUCGAGAAGGGACCACUUCCGGAAGAAAUGGUGCGCGUGAUGGAGAUAGCAGGUGUCAAAGCCCGUGUGCAACCGGCAGUCUAUUACAAUUAG